This is a messenger RNA of Guyanagaster necrorhizus, 546 nucleotides long. RefSeq lists its product as uncharacterized. The transcript has 6 exons. NCBI's taxonomy places the organism in Eukaryota, Fungi, Basidiomycota, Agaricomycetes, Agaricales, Physalacriaceae. Bases 1 to 546 code for a protein of 181 amino acids. The record is from RefSeq and is a predicted model, not a curated record.
AUGGACACGAGUUUUGUAAUGACUCCUGCAGGCAAAUUCAAAGUCAUCCUACUAAUGUUACCUCUGUCGUCGAGCAAAAGCGCACCCGCGUUGCUUAUCGACCGUCUUCCCACAAACCCACCUGCGUAUCUUAAAUGCAAGUUCGUAUACCAGACUACAGGAAGCAAGAUACUUCCUUGGCAGCUACUUCGGUCUGGACAGAAGAUAUUGACUACCGCGCCGUAUGUAGCAGGCGUAGCGGCCGUCGGUGGGGUGUCGUGGUUAGCUGGGAGCUUGCUUAUUCGGCGGAACGUGCGCAUCCUAUUACUAGGUAAUCCAGCUAGCGGUCGGCUUGGAACCCCUCUGGUAUGCAUACUAGGCCGGGAGCCCUCUCGAUACCGUCACUUUCUACUCCUGGCCCUACUCGCCUAUCCCCCACUUGACCCGUCCGGAUCCUUCGAUCACUUGGCCUCCCUACUCGAUCACAAUUCGGAUGCCUCAUCUACGAUUGCUUCCGUAGUCCUUCCAACCCGCCCCGACCUUUUAUGGGAUAUCUUCAGUGGCUGA